Messenger RNA from Cucurbita pepo subsp. pepo (vegetable marrow), 996 nucleotides. RefSeq names its product peroxidase 5-like. Gene Ontology annotation, molecular function: heme binding; peroxidase activity. The record is from RefSeq and is a predicted model, not a curated record. Lineage: Eukaryota; Viridiplantae; Streptophyta; Magnoliopsida; Cucurbitales; Cucurbitaceae. Gene Ontology annotation, biological process: response to oxidative stress; hydrogen peroxide catabolic process.
UCAAUGGCUUCAAUGGCUUCUUCUUCUCAAUUGUACUCAAAGCUCUCUUGCAUCAUCUUCUUCCUCUCGCUCUCCACUUUGGCUUCUGCAACCCUAAAAGUCGGUUUCUAUCAAUCAUCUUGUCCCGAGGCCGAGGCCAUUGUCAAGAACGCUGUAGAUUGCGCCGUCUCUCUUAACCCUGGCAUCGCUGCUGGACUCAUUAGGAUGCACUUCCAUGACUGCUUCGUUAGGGGUUGUGAUGGCUCAGUCCUAUUGGAAUCCACUCGAGGCAGCCCAGCUGAGCGAGAGCAUCCAGCAAACUUCCCAAGCUUACGAGGUUUCGAGGUUAUCGACAAAGCGAAGGCAGAAAUCGAGGCAAUUUGUCCCAAAACCGUGUCGUGCGCCGACAUUCUUGCCUUUGCAGCUCGUGAUAGCUCCUACAAAGUUGGAGGUAUCAGCUACGCCGUGCCAGCCGGUCGCCGCGACGGUCGCAUCUCAAUAAAAGAAGAAGCCAACGCUCUCCCUCUUCCCUCUUUCAAUGCCAAUGAGCUGAUUAACAGCUUCGCCCAACGAGGGCUGUCGGCGGCGGAGAUGGUGACACUUUCCGGCGCACAUUCCAUUGGAGUAGCGCACUGCCCCACCUUCUCUAACAGGCUUCAUUCCUUCAAUGCAACACACUCACAAGACCCUUCCAUGAACCCCAAUUACGCGGCUUACUUGAAGACCAAAUGCCCGUCGUCGUCGCCGAGUGAGCAAUCGACAGUGGCACUGGAGUUUUCGACACCGAAUCGUCUCGACCAUCGAUACUACGUCGAGUUGAAGAAGCACCAUGGGCUGUUGAGAUCGGACCAAACAUUGUUGAGUAGCUCUUCCACCUCGAGAAUGGUAUUGGACAAUGCUAAGCAUGGCUCCAAAUGGGCUGUGGAGUUUGGGAUGGCAAUGGCUAAAAUGGGUUCCAUUGAUGUCCUCACGGGAUGGCAAGGUGAGAUUAGACGCCAUUGUAGCUUUGUGAAUUGA